This is a messenger RNA of Pangasianodon hypophthalmus (striped catfish), 3484 nucleotides long. RefSeq names its product cell division cycle 25 homolog d (gene cdc25d). Lineage: Eukaryota; Metazoa; Chordata; Actinopteri; Siluriformes; Pangasiidae. Gene Ontology annotation, cellular component: cytoplasm; nucleus. The coding region runs from base 997 to 2202 and encodes 401 amino acids. Gene Ontology annotation, biological process: positive regulation of G2/M transition of mitotic cell cycle; positive regulation of G2/MI transition of meiotic cell cycle; G2/M transition of mitotic cell cycle. The record is from RefSeq and is a predicted model, not a curated record. Gene Ontology annotation, molecular function: protein tyrosine phosphatase activity. The transcript is spliced from 12 exons.
CAACCAACCAACCAAACAACCAACUAACCAACCAACCAAACAACCAACCAACCAAACAAACAGAUACAUAGAUAAACAAACAAAUAAAUAAUUGGCAUGUGCAAAAGUCUAGCCCCCACCCCCCCCCAAAAAAAAAUAUGAUUUCAGAACUUUGAAUUUGAAUUGUUAGCCCUAAAUCUAAGUCAGGAGAUUAUUCAGGACAAUAACAGAGCUUAAUAAAAUCUGUGUCGUGUUUAUGAAGCUUGCUCGUGUCAAAACGUCGUUUGACCAAGGGUGCACAAACUUUUGCAUAUGAUUGUAGAUUGGAUUGAUUGGGUGGAUAAGAAAUGCCAAAAUAAAUCAAAUAUAUCUUAAUAAAAUAGAACACACCUGAUGCAAGUGCGUGCGUUUGUGUGUGUGUGUGUGUGUGCGUGUAUGUGUGUGUGUGUGUGUGUGUGUGUGCAAUGCCAUGGGGAGCGACGCGCUCAGCUGCUCACAGCAUCACACAGGGCUUGUUGUAACAACAGCUGUUACUAAGGGGAGUUAAAUCCCUCCACACACACACACACACACACACUCAUAUGGUCAGGGGGAGGAUUAGAUUCUCACAACACCGAUCAGCUGUUCUCAGGUAAGAGCCUCUCUCCCAAUCAUUCUGUAUAUUUCACUUAUUAUUAUUAUUAUUAUUAUUAUAUAGAUUAUUAUUAACACACACAUUUCUGCUGCAGGAUUCAAUAAGAAUAACCUGCUGAGAGAAACCCAACUUGUAUGAUUUAGGUUAUUAGUAGUGAAUUCUUAGUAAAGUCUUUUUUUUUUAAAUUCAAAAUAAUUCUAAUUCAUAAUCAUACAUUAUAUAUACAGUAUACAGUAUAUUGCUAUUCACUGCACAGGAAAUCACAGCUAUUACAGGUUUCAGCAGUCAUAUUACUCAGCAAAUCCCGUGUGAAGUGUGUGAAGUGUGUGUGUAUAUGUGUGUGUGAUGUGUGUGUGAGGAUAGAUAAAGCAGGAUUUGGGUGUAUGGAGAUGUCGGGGCACCAGCAGGACACAGGAUGGAGUGUGUCUCCGGUCUCUGAGCUGUCCAGCUGCAUGCAGAGCCUCCAGUGUCAGGACAGCAGCUCGACCCCCAGGAGACGCCUUGAUCUGACGCCGGAGCUGAGAAGCUCAGACAGGGGGCAAGCCUCAGGACAACACACACCAACAGUGAGCAGGAGGAGGAGUUACAGAAAAGUGACAUCGCGUGAACAGGCCUCGAACACGCGUGGAUCACAGACCCGCAGCCUGAGAGGAGGAACAGAGGAUGAUGAAGGUGUUGAAGAUGAUAAGGAGAACACCAGCGUGUGGGAGAGAGUGAGAGUGAGAUUGUUCAGCUCAUCCAGUCCUGAAGAUCAGAUGCAGUCUGUGAGAAGGAGUAAGAGGCAAUCCCGCUCUUCACCAGCAGAGGAGGAACCGGAGACGCCUGAUUCAGAGUCACUGAUGCUGUUCCAGAGACUGAGAUCCAGGAGAAAUCCAGCACACACACUCAUCCCUGACAGCGCUGUCACUGAUCACUGCCUCAUUGGAGACUUCAGCAAACAUCACGUGCUUCCUGUGGAGAAGGUGAAUCAUCAGGAUCUUCAGUGUGUUUCAGCUCAAACUGUGGCGUCUCUGAUCAGAGGUCAGUUCAGCGCUGUAGUGGAGGACUUCCUCAUCAUCGAUUGCCGUUAUCCAUACGAGUAUCAAGGAGGUCACAUCAAGGGAGCAGUGAACCUGUACACCGAGUCUCAGAUCCUCCAGGCUUUCUUCCAGGACUCAUCCACCCCACAGGUGUCUCCAGCUGCCCGUCGUGCCCCAGGAGGGGCGUCUGUGCUGGGCACACGGGGCAGCAGGGGGGCGACGCCGGCGUCUGCAGGAGCUAAUGAGGGAGCAUCAUCACCCAGAAAACUCAUAGUGUUUCACUGCGAGUUUUCAUCAGAGAGAGGACCACGGCUUUGCCAGUAUCUGAGGGAGUUGGAUCGUUUAGUGAAUGCUCAGACGUACCCUCAUCUCCUCUACCCUGAGCUCUACCUACUGCAGGGGGGGUACAAGCGCUUCUACUCCUGCUGUCCGGAGCUGUGUGAGCCGCACGGUUACGUCCCCAUGCGUCACAGGGACUUCAGAGACCAGCUCCGGCGUUUCAGCAGGAAGAGGCACCAGCAUCAUCGCAGACGUCCAAUCAGAUCGCAGCAAACGACAUCACACUUUUAACACUGACUGAAAGCUGUCUAUAAAGAACUGAACAGAAACCAUGAGCGAAUGCUGGGAAUGACUGACUGACAAUUAGGGCGGGGCGAUAUGAUGUUAAAAUAUAAACAUCAUGAUUUUAUACACUUUUCUAUGACAUCACAGGUAUAGUUCGUGUUUUUAUAACAUCGACAAACUCCACUGAUGCUCACAGUAACGAUUAGCUGAUUAGAUGUUAGAUGUUAUUUAUACAAUUUCCAUUGUGUUUUUCGUGUCAAAGAAUUCAUUUCUAUUUUACCAGCCUUAGAGUAUUCUUAAAAAAAAGUAUUUUUCCACAGAUUUUUUUUCACUGCUGUUUUUCUGUUGAUCAUUUAGCAAAUCUAUAUAUAGCAACACUCGUGAAAUCCUGAAAAUAUCUUAAUUUUGUGUUUUUUUUGUGUAUAAGUAUUGUGUUAUUAAAUUUUCACUAUAUCACCAUCCCUUACAGAUUGUAUUAACUCUAACUUUGUUUCAUAACAGAUCUGUUAUAAUCACGUAAUUAUCUUUAACUUUAUACACACUCAGUGAUCGAACUGUUAAAGGAGCCGUUCGUAAUGUGUAGCGCCCUCUGCUGUUGUGCGAGAUGAACUGCUACUGUGACGAAAACACCACAAUUUACUUCGUAAAAUUGCCUUUUAAUUUAAGAAGUGGAGUUGAAUAGCUUUGUUAGGGCUGGAAGUGGAGCUAAAUUUCAGAGCUGGAAAACUGUAAACUGAAGCUUGGAAUGAUUAAAUUCGCCAGAUAUUUUGCAAAUCCAAAUUUUCCUAUUAAAGAAUAUGAUUAGUAUUGAUUAGUAUGUAUUAGUAUUAGUAUGAUUAGUGUUUAAUAUAGAAACACAUUCAAACUGUGAAAGGUACAUUUAACUACAAGUUGUUAGCUAGCUAGCUAACGUGCUGAGGUAAAAAAAAUCAGCAGGUGAAAGUUUGCAUUUUUGUACAAGGCAUGCUAUUGUACAUAUAUUUUGUUGUGUAUGUACACAGUCUUGAAGGUUUGUAGUAGUAAAGACAAACAUGGCGCUCUCUUUUGUCAUGUGUGAGGUUUGUGUGUGUGGUUUUGAUACAGAAAUCCGAACACAAGAUACAUUUACAAUUACAGAGUAGCUAAAGCAAUUCAAAUAACAAAAGCUAGCUAAUGAUACUAAUGAUGCUAAUGAGCUUUAGCUAGCUAACAUGUAGAUGUGGACUGUAUAAAGGCAUAGUUACUGUGCAAAUGAAACAGAAUUGUCGUGAAUAAACAUUUCCCUCAAAACUAGACUUUAGCUACACUU